Pogonomyrmex barbatus (red harvester ant) is the source of this 2410-nucleotide messenger RNA. RefSeq lists its product as uncharacterized. Lineage: Eukaryota; Metazoa; Arthropoda; Insecta; Hymenoptera; Formicidae. The record is from RefSeq and is a predicted model, not a curated record.
UUUAUAUAUCGUAUAAUUUAUUAAAAUAAUUUUAAAAAAAGAACCGCAUCUAUAUCACGCUUCUUAACAAGGGACUCACGAUUCUCCGAUAGAAUUUACAAUUCUGAAUCGUAUGUAUGUUUCAACGCGAGAUGGGAUAUAAGCAAGACGCAUGUACAAUGCAUACGCGAAUCGUCCUUGAGCCGAAACAAAUAGGUGACAAAAGGUAAAGGACCCUCGAUCACGUGGCGUAGCGAUUAUGCGUAUCCCCGAUUGUCCGGCGGCUAUAACAUGUGGGUGUUUCGCAGGGUGUUCAUACUUUAUUUAAAAUCGACUCGACCUUUGUCGAGGGCGAAUCCCACUGAGUUCGUCCCCGACUUACGAACUCGUACUAAAGACCCAGAUUACAUUGCGGCCACGACGGAUUACGUUGCGCCUGCAAUAACGAUCGCGGGCCGAUCGUGCCCCUUGACACUGGCGACCGGUGGUCACAGAGGAAUUCCGUAAUUUCUAUCAAAGCCAAUCGAUUUCUAAUAUAUAUUAUAGCAGUUCGCUUGCGGAGAAACUUGGCCGUGGUGAUCUGUCAAUAUUUGCGAGUGCCGACACGAGUCCGGAGCACGGGGGCCUUUAUGUCGUUGCAACAUUUCGCAACGAGCGUAGAUUGAUUUCACCCGCAUACGUGGCUCUUUACGUAGCGUUAAUUAUUUAUGAGACACACCGCCGUCGUACUUAGUCGAAGGUGCGAGACGUCCACGCCAGAUUUAGCAGUUGCGAAAAUCGGAAUUGCACGGACGACCUUUUAUCACGAAUCAGCUCGGGCCAAUGAAAUUUCGAAGGAUCUAAAUGGAAUGAGUCGUGGAUAUCGAUCAAGCGAUUCCCAGAAGCGAAAAUGUGACCGGCAAAGAUUGUCGCGUGAAUCUAUGGGAAUUGCGAUGACGAGAAAAUACUUUCGAUUGAACGAAAGAAUCGAUGUCGUCUUCCACGUGAGAUCUACAAAGACGAAAGAUAUAAAAGCUCGGCACAGGAAAAGUCGAUACUUCGGAAAUAUAAGCCUCGAGUCAUCUAUCCUUUUCACGGAACGUAAAUGAAGCGUGUACGCGUAAUCACGUGGCGGUCGCUUGUAAUCACGUAGGCGGCAAAUGAUUACACGUUGUAGUAACCAUUCGAGCAAGUCGAGGUCAAGACGAGGUCCUAUUGGACUUACGCACGGCACCAACUCAUUUCUGUGUCUCCACCGAUAUUACUAUACAUACACAUACGCCGACUGUUCGUGCUACCCAUCGAAUCGAUGAUCGUCAUCUUUCAUCGGUAUCACGCGAUACAUAUUUUCCCACUUCAAUCCACAUUUGCGAGUUUGCGAUUAUCGUUUCGGUUAUUUUUUUGAAGGCUUAGCUUUCCGCGGAAUUGGGACAGGCGGAUCGUUCGUUAAAGAUCGCGAGGUCUUUCUUACGAAUAAUUUAUCGCAACGACAUGAAAUUAAGAAACGUCAUUAGCCGCCCGCGGUAUUUGCUACUUUAUUGCUCGACAAAAGAAAGCACAGUAGGUCUAUCUAGUUCCAAGUAUAGAUUGGCAAUUAUCUUCGCAUCAUAGGUUGACAUAUGAAAAGGAAAAUUGUUAUUCAUUUCAUUUAAUGUGAGGUAUCUGCAUAUGAUACGCAUAAUUCUUGUGAUCUUAUCUGCGAGGAAGGAUUUGCACUUAUCUUUUUUAACGUAUAUCAUACUGAUAGUACUAUUUGAUUAGAGAUAACGCGAUCUAGUACUUCGGAUGAGUACAUUUUGUAUUGCUUUGUUUCUGCAACUUUUUUCGUAGAUUUGACAACCAUUAAUUCAUCAAUCCAUAUCUCGUGAAUGUCACGCGAAGGCGGCUCUGAUCUCGGAGGAUCUCAGGUGCAUUCUUUCACUUCUGCGUCUCCCUGUAUUUAAUCCGCGUUCUAUCUAUUCAGUUUUGGCUAGCACACCAAUAACGGAUGACAUCACUCACUCAAACCUAUCGCUAGCUUAAUUUGUUGGCGCAUCAGCGAUUACGUUUUCGAUCAAGUUCCAUCGCCGAUCGCUCGCAACCUCAUGUAUAUCAUGCGAAAAAAGAAUUAUGUAUAUCACACAAAUUAUGCAUAUCAUCGCUUAUCUUUCAUACCACAUUAUCGGUUAAGCGUGAUCGGCAAGCGAAUUGUAUCAUAAGACUCUGAGCAAAACAUUCAGAUAAUAAUAUAUCAUAUAGUCUAAUGAUAAGUCCUUGCGGAAAUUACGAACUUCCGCAACACGGUUACGUUAUUAUCCAUAGAUUUAAUGAAUUGAAUUAUUUCAAUAUAAAAGAGACCGUAUAAUCUUAAUGUCAGAAUCAGGAAAUAUAAAAAAUAUUUUAAGAUUAUACAUCUUAUAUGUCGUAAAAAUCGUCGUAAAAAAAUCAAAACUGGAAUAUAAUAUUAAUUGGA